CUUGAUAGCGAUCAAUUAAUGCCUUCCCGUCUGUGUCUUGUCGUUGUCGAUCUGGCUGGCUGUGGCCAAGAAUCGUUCGUUUGAUCACCAGCCGCUCGAGCCAUUGUCACAGAUCCAUGUGCGUGUGUUCUGUCAGCUCACUCAUUGCAUCGUCCAUUCCAUACAUGCCUGUCUGUCUGUCUGUGUCUGUCCAUCGGUCUACGCCUCUUGUGUCGGCCACAGAGCGCAGACUGCGUGUCGCGGAUAGAACGAGACCAAACUGUGCACACACACACACACACACGCACACACACGCAGUGCAAGAGAUGGACUGCCCACUGAGCCCUCUGGUCAAAUGCUUACUUGUGGAGUCCGUCGAUUUGCUGCCGCACUGGCAACGCUGAUGACGCCCCGCGCAGCUUCGACGACGGAGAAGCGCCAAGACGCACCAACCCAACUCCAUCUGACACCGACGUACAUCACAUGCCCCCGUCUAUUUGUGUUUGUCUGUGUGCGUACUGCCGAUGCCGCUGUCGUGUGCAGUCUGCCUGGGGUGCAUCUUGACCACAAGUGCAUCGUCACUGAUCGAAGACAUGCACACACACACACCGGGGAAAGAUGGAUCGAUGGCUGUAGCAUCCGUGUGUCACCGACCGCGUGAGUAUUUUGUAUGUCGCGAGCAGGUCGGCCAACUCGACGCCAUUCGUCAGGUACGCCAAGGCCAAAUCGUGGCGGCGGAAACAGUAGCUGUGCGAGGCGAUCUCAGACCAAUGCCUUUGCGUCAACGACCCAUAAAGCAGAGAGAGAGAUGGAUGGAGACACGACGCCCGCUUGUGUGUUUGUGUCUGUGAUGACUACCUGUUGGUCAUCUGGUUGAGGUUUGUGUCUGUCUGUUCCUGCAUGAUGGCCCCCUUCAACGCGUCUGUCCACUGCUGCAGCUCUGUGUCGUCCGUCGAAGCGAUCCGCUCCCCCACACCAGCCAACACUUCACCUGAACACACACACACGCGCACACAUUUGUUCUCACGUAAGAUGCUUUCGGCGCGUGUGGCGUACUCAUUCGCUGCACGACGUCUUCGGGCGAGGCUUUGCUUCCCUCCAAGUAACAGUGCAGCUUGUGUGCAUACGGCGGUCUGGUCACGAGGUGUGCGCCAGCGAUGUAGCCGAGCUGGGAUUGUGUGCGCAGGGUGUCGUAGAGAGACUGGUGCACGAGCUGGGAGAGGAUGCUCAGGUGAACUCCUUCCUCGAUGCCCAGGUAGGGGUACUGAUAGACCAGCAGGCUUGCUCCAUUGACGUCGUCUGCAUUUGGAUGAGACAUGAAUGUUUCCCCAUUGACAAGUGUGUGUGUGUCUGUGUGUGUGUCUGUCUCUCUCACUCUGAAUGGGGUUCGAGGCCUCCACGCUGAUAUGCUGUCCUCGCAAUUGGGCCACAGCUAACUCGGCGGCGUCGGCAGGUGGGAGUGGGUGGCUCACGCCGAUCGUGUGUGCGAAUGCCGUGAUGACGUCCGCACUCUCGGCCUCAUUGAGAUUCCCACAGCUAGGCGACACACACAAAGACGGAAGGGGACAGACAUGACGAGAAAGGUCUGUGUGAAUGUGUAUGUGCGUGUGUGUGUGUGACCUCAGCGCCUCGAGAGUGAGUCUGUCCAUCUGUUGGCUGACGGUCUGCUGCAUCUGCUGAGUGGCUUCUCCCGCACUGCUCAGGCCACUGAGGAACGCCGCCAGCUCGGAUCGGUGGAACGAUUGACGCACACUGAUGGCCUCGGCUAUCUGUGCACAUCACAUACCCACAUGCAACACGUGGAUGGAUCCAUGUGUUGUGUGUGGGUAAAUGCACUCACUUCGCCGGCGGACUGGACGGCCAGUCCUGUGUUGACGUCGCGCAGGUCAGAGAGGAGCGCACUCAGCGCACGCGACACGGACGAAUCUCCAGCCGUGGUGUGUGCGGUGGCGAACGCCUUUGCGGUCGCAUUGACGAGAUGAGGCAUCUGAAGUGCGUACGCUGUGAACCGGAAAGUCCACCCCCUUUGGUGGCUGUACGUGACACGCGCGGUGGCGCCGCACUGUCGCAGGUCAGCCAGGUCAAUGUCGAGGGCGUCACCGAGGACAUACUCAUACAGGCGGCUCAAUGACGACACACGCAAUGCAGCCUGCAUCCAUGACCAACACACAAAAUGACAUACGUAUGGUCUCUCUAUCAUGCUGGUGCAGUCGCUCACCUCGUCUGAGUCGAUCUUGGGAGUCUGGAGGGACACGACCACAUCUGCCUUUGGUGUGAGCACCGUGCGUGUAUUCUUUGCCGAUGGCUGCCCCUGCCACCACAGUGUAGCGCCGUCGACGUUGAUGCGUGAGGGCCCAUCUCGGCCUGCCGUGCGAGUGAGUGGCUGUUGUGUCAGCUGGGGGAUGAAGCGGAGCGGGGGAGGGACUGAGAGUGGCUCGCUCGAGGCACGCCAGGUGGCGAUGACAUCGGGAGGAACGGGGGAGAUGGCAAACGACACCCUGCAUUUGUGACAAAUCCAUCAGUUUAUGUCGAUAUCUCUCUCUGUGCAUGUGUGUGAGUGGCCUGACUUGUAGUGUGGGUCCGUCAUGCAGGGCGGCGACAAAGGAGAAUAGCAUCGAAACUCACCUGCAUUCACCACACACACACACACACACACAAACAUAGAAGCUGUGUACACAAUGUCUGGCUUCGUGGCUUCGUGGAUGAUGCGCACGGUCUGCAAAUGCGAUGUUGGCCUUCUCGGGCGUCAUGUGUGUGUGCAGCACAUCCAUCAGCAGCUCUGUGUCGGGCACAUCCAUGAGUCCGUGCACAUCUGCCAGCAGGUCCCUCGGCGGCACAUGUGGGUAGGACAAGGACUCAGCGAGACGCCACGCAUCAGCACCUAUACCAUUCACCGGGACAGUGCGAGUGUCUUCACGUGUCUCUUCCGUGUCUUACUUAUGUCCGUGCUCUUGUCGGUCCAGGCGAAGUCGACUGACGACAU
This is a messenger RNA of Vitrella brassicaformis, 2962 nucleotides long. The record is from the annotation of a GenBank genome assembly. Lineage: Eukaryota; Vitrellaceae.